This is a messenger RNA of Penicillium concentricum, 534 nucleotides long. RefSeq names its product fumarylacetoacetate hydrolase family protein. Bases 1 to 534 code for a protein of 177 amino acids. Lineage: Eukaryota; Fungi; Ascomycota; Eurotiomycetes; Eurotiales; Aspergillaceae. Gene Ontology annotation, molecular function: acetylpyruvate hydrolase activity. The record is from RefSeq and is a predicted model, not a curated record. The transcript has 2 exons.
AUGGCAAUUCCCCCUGUCCCAGCACUUUUCACGAAACCUCGGACCGCGAUAGCCAAUCCGUAUCCUGAUACCAUCAAUAUCCCAAAGUUUGCUCAGGAUGGCACGAGUGAUUAUGAGGCAGAAUUGGUUGUGGUGAUUGGAAAGUUAGCUCGGGACAUUACCGCCGAACAGGCGCUUAGAUAUAUCCUUGGGUUUACUGCCGCCAACGACGUUUCAGCGCGGGACACACAGAUGAAAACCCCAAUGCCUUGCUUUUCAAAGGGCAUGGACUCUAGCUGUCCUUUGGGCCCUGUUUUGGUCUCCCCGGCCAUUAUUCCAGAUCCCCAGGACUUGCAAAUCGGCGCAAUCUACAAUGGCAAAAAGCUUCAGGACGGUAAUACAAGUGACAUGAUCUUCGGAGUGUGCGAACUCGUCGCAUAUCUGUCCCAAGGGACUACACUAGAACCUGGAACAAUUAUCCUAACUGGAACCCCGCCGGGGAUUGGAAACUUCCGGUCCCCCAGAAUAUUCCUUGGGGAUGGGGAUGAUAUUUGA